CACGUGCUUCCUAUGGGAAUACUACAUGUAUAAUCGACUUAUUAUGCAUUCAUGAGGUGAUGCAACGUCCCGACAGCUGAGGCCAUGUGAAGAAAGCCGGUAUUUUUGCAUCACCCUCCCUUUCAAACCGUUUGUUCUGGAGACCAGGCAUGCUUUCAGGAACGGUUUUGUAAAAUUUCUGGUUAGAAAUCGUUCCUGUCAGUGAUUUGAGAGAUGGGUGCGGGUGGGCAAGGUGACAGCACGGCGGCGAGUCCAAUGAUGGAGGGCAGCAUAAAUCAUACUGUACAGGACAGCAGCGAUGGAGGGAAGGGUUCCCCCGUACGUCUACAGAGACAGGUUACCCUUGCUAACGCCGUGGGUUUGAUGGUGGGGAACAUCCUCGGGUCGGGGAUUUUCAUCGCACCGAAGGGAGUCCUCCUGUACACGGGCUCCACCGGCCUUUCUCUCAUCAUCUGGGCGGUGAGCGGUGUGUUUUCCGCGCUCGGUGCCUUGUGUUACGCCGAGCUAGGCACCUCAAUCUUGAAGUCCGGAGCUAGCUAUGCUUACAUCUUAGAAGCGUUCGGUCCGUUCCCGGCGUUUCUACGACUGUGGGUGUCUGUGUUGAUCGUGGACCCCACGGGACAGGCGGUGAUCGCGCUCACCUUCUCAUCCUACCUGGUCCAGCCUUUCUUUCCGGGAUGUGACGUGCCGUACGGAGCCGUGAGACUGUUAGCCAUUGCUAUCGUCUGCGUGCUGACGUUUGUCAACUGCGCCAACGUGCGGUGGGUGACGAGAGUGCAGGACGCGUUCGCCUACGCUGGCGUGGCAGCCUGCGUCAUGGUCAUCAUCUCCGGGGUCGUCAAUGUCAUCAUGACAGGGGAGAUGCACGUGUUCCAGAGCCCCUUCAAAGGAACAAAUCCCGACAUGGGGCGGGCAGCCCUAGCCCUGUACCCAGGACUGUACGCAUUUGCCGGAUGGGACAUGUUGAACUUCAUCACAGAAGAGAUAAAGGACCCCCAUAAGAACCUCCCCCGGGCCAUCUGGAUCUCCAUGCCGAUCGUGACGUUCCUGUACAUCCUCAUCAACAUCGCCAUGUACUCCGUACUGUCCGCACAGCAGGUGCUGGAGUCCGAGGCUGUGGCCGUGACCUAUGCAGAAAAGGCGAUGGGUGUGGUCAGCUGGACGAUACCAAUUCUCGUUGCCAUGACGACCAUUGGUGGGAUCAAUGCAUACAUUCUUGCAGUAUCAAGAUUGUACUUUGUGGGAUCUCGGGAAGGCCAUCUUCCACAGGUGCUGUCCAUGAUCAACAUUUGGACCAUGACUCCGGCCCCUGCAGUUCUAUUUAACGGCUUCCUGGUCUGUUGCUACCUCAUCUCCGAUGACGUGCUGACCCUGAUUAACUACUUCAGCUUCAUGUACUGGAUCGGAGUCGGUUUGUCUAUCGCAGCGCUGCUGUACCUCAGAUGGAGACAGCCUGACAUGCACAGACCCAUCAAGGUACAUCUGGCUCUCCCAGUGCUGUUCCUACUAGCCAGUCUGUUCCUGGUUAUCGUGCCGUUCUACUCGGCAUUCAGAGACUCGGUGAUCGGGUGCGCCAUCUUCCUGUCCGGUGUUCCUGUCUACUACAUAGGCGUGCACAGAAAGGUCCACCCCGCAUGGCUACAUACCAUUGCAGAUGGGAUCACGAGAAAAGUGCAGAAACUCCUGAUGUGUGUUCCUCAGGAGUCGGACGAUACCAUCUUACAGAGCAACGAAGGGGGACACGAGACGGACAAGAUGGCUUAAAAAAGUGUCAGCGAAAGAUGGCCACACAGAUUGCGCCACGUGAGAUUGCGUGGCGCAAUUGGCAGUGUGUUGGGCUCAUGUGCAAAAGGUUUCGAGUUCGAAACCUGCCGUGUCACAUGUCACGUGGCACUUUACACGACUUUCCUCACUUCACUCAAGUGAAAAUGAGUACCAUUCACCUGGACUCCAGGAAGAAUAGUGGCGUAUCAGUCACUAAUGAAGAUCCUAAUUAAAACCAAACCAAAUCAAACUUAACACAAUAUUGUGAAAUUGAAUUACUUUUGCUAUUUCAUAUUUUCAUCACAAAAUAGUUGGAAUGAUCACAAAUUAGCACACGUCUCUACUUUUGGGUAGAUAUUGAUCUGAAAUAUAAUCUUCAUGACCCAAUUCGUCUCCCCAAUGAUACUUGAAGGACACUGCUUUCAUCAUGAUAUCUUACCUGUUCCACAUGUAAUGUUAACGUUACAUGUUCGAUUAUUGUACCAGUGAAAUUCCUUUUUGACAACCACAUUGACCAGUGGACCUCACUUAAUGUUACGACGCCCCCUAACGUCACAUUUUUAUACCGGGUAUUUCUGGAAAUGAAAAGUAGAAAUUUAUUCGUAAAAAUAUACACAAAUAAUUUACGACUAUUCUCUUUACGUCUUGAGCAGUUUGGUGUCUUUAAUAUCAUACUUUCCGUUCCCGGAAGCUGCCCGGCCGGGCCCCGGUUUGGACAUGUGACGUAUGCCUAAACAGCAGGAAAAUCCAUCUUCCCACAAGUCUGCGUAGUCCUGAAAUGUCCGGUAGUCGGAUGGCGCCUAGGCCAAGUUCUACAAUCUUUAAACAACAUUUUUGUCAGUAGUUUUCUCGCGAUCAUCGGGCGAUUUAACUUGAAUAGAUCGGCAGAGGUUCGCAGGUCCCCGUCCAAUGUGAUGGGGCAGAUUCUCAGGUGGUAAGUAUGCUUGAGUCUCUGGCGAUGACCUUCUAAUGAUGUCUAUAUAUAACAAGCUAUACAUGUGCAUACAUAUCAACAAAUACGGCCGAAGCUCGUAGACUUAGUGAGAGGGUCCUACAGCCCUCUCAAUUACAUGUGUAUCAUGCAUGUUGCGUGAGCGACUACAGCCGGGAUUCAAUCACUGAACUACAUAUGCACUAAACAUGAUAACUAUGUGCUCUGCUAUGUUCUCUAUGAGAAAUAAAAAAUUUGCUGUCAUUAAUCUACCGUAUAAAAUCUCAGGAUGUGCCAAAUACAAACAACACAUCUUAUGCAACGUGAAAAAGGAUAACUAUAUAUGUAUAGAUGUUGCGAAUUUUUUAAUAAAACAACUGUAUAUUUUUUAACAGAAAAAAAAGCCUAAGAAGCAAUAUACCAAUGUAUAACCUCUGUCAUGUUAUUGACUAAUUGAGUGCAAGGUGGCAGUAGUUUCCACUGCUGGAGAUAUUCUACAGCUAAGUAAUCAUGUCUUGUACUGUUUGUAAUGUUCGGUGAUUCUAAGGAUAUAUGUGUUAAGAUAUGAAAGUAUAAUCUCCAAGCAGAUCCUAUGGUAGUACAUGUAUAAGAUAGUAUCAAAAGCGGUCACAGGAGUGAAAACGGCCUAGGAGUGUGUAUGGCUACCAGUGGCUGAUGACUCCCUUUGGCCAGCUAUACUCCUUAGCCAGUUUGAUACUAUCUUAUGCCACUAGUAAAUCUGCCUGGAGAUUAAUAAACGUAGUAGACGUUUGACCUGACCUAUGAAUAGAUAUCAUCUGCUAUGCAAUUACAAAAUGUCAUAAGACAUUGUGAUGCUUUGCCAUAGGAAGAACUCUGUCUAUGUAACACGUUGUUUCUACAAAGUAUCAAUCAACUCAUAACAGCUUGCCAUGCAAGCAUUAUAUGGAAUGAGCGUAAAAUGUGAUGUUUUGUUACUGUGUUAUGCUAUGUGAUAUGUUGGGUACUGAUCGGUGGCGAUAUACUGUGCUUGUUGUGGAAAACCACCAUAUUCAAUGAAUGUAACUACAAACAACAUUUCAAGGGAUUUCAAAUAGUAUCAUUUACUUCAUAAAGCACUUGUCUCAUUGACCACACAAAAUAUCAUGAAAGAAAACCUUUACAUUUUGUCUGGUCAUUCUAUUCCAAGCUAAAACACCAUCUUACUUCAAGUUCAAUGCUCUAAAUUGUCAAAACUAAUUCCAGAAUGAUAGCUACAAUAUUCAAAUAAACUUCAUAGUCAUUAUUUAUUCUACAAAAGUGACUACUACAACAAAAUCAUUAAAGAAAACUUAAAUGUAAUAUCAGUGUACCUCAAAGGGUAAAAAUAGGAAAUGUACAAGUUAAAAUUCAGGGCAGAGCCAGGUACUUUCUUUUGCAUCAAAAGCUUUAGAAACAUUUCUUAUUGUGAUUGAGUUAACGCUUCCAUUUGAAAGAAGACUGUUCUCUAAGAAAGAACUCCGUGAUAUUUUUUGGCAUCAUAAGUUAACACAGCAGCAACACUCAUGCUUUGGAAAAUAUAAUGCCAUCUGUUAAAGUUAACAUGUUUAUCUCCUGGACAAAGUCCAUUAUUUCUAAAACAAAAGAUACCUAAGGUCACAAUCAUCAAGAAAAAAGAAAGAUAAAUGUACAGAAAUAUCAAUAACAUCAGGAUCUACUGGUAAAUGAUUUUAGUGAUCCUUUGGCUAUAACCCCCAGGUUAUAAAAGGGUGACUUAUAUAACUUAUUUCAAGUUCAUAAAUCUCUGAGAUAAUUGAAAUAUCAUAUUUCAAACAUUCCAAUUGGUAACUGUUGUCACUGUUUUGAGAGUGUUUCUUAAGAUAAUCAAGAUUUUAGAACACAAUAAGAUGAAGAACACCAAGUGGUAAAUUGUAUAAGAUGCACAGAUUACUAUAAGACUUUUUGGUGUACAAGAUUUCCAAGUCACAAUUAAAGCAUAUGUUCAUUCCUCUGA
Molecule: messenger RNA, 4667 nt
Organism: Branchiostoma floridae (Florida lancelet)
Lineage: Eukaryota; Metazoa; Chordata; Leptocardii; Amphioxiformes; Branchiostomatidae
Product: Y+L amino acid transporter 2-like
Exons: 9
Coding region: 214-1764 (516 amino acids)
Biological process (GO): amino acid transmembrane transport
Cellular component (GO): membrane
Molecular function (GO): L-amino acid transmembrane transporter activity
Source: RefSeq, a predicted model, not a curated record